Molecule: messenger RNA, 1785 nt
Organism: Fraxinus pennsylvanica
Lineage: Eukaryota; Viridiplantae; Streptophyta; Magnoliopsida; Lamiales; Oleaceae
Source: the annotation of a GenBank genome assembly
AUGCAGGUGAGGCGAUUCAAACCUCAAUUAGUUGCCGUUAGAAAUGAGUCAUUAGUCGGUGAACUCAAGGAUGCUUUAGCGGAUGUGGAAGAAAAGUCAGAAAUGAUUCCUGGAGAGCAAGGGGUUAUCGAGGUUGCCCGCCACCCUGACGCUGUCACAGUAGUUACAGGAAUAGUUGGGUGUGCAGUAGCUGCCAUAGAAGCAGGAAAAGACAUUGCCUUGGACAUUAAAGAGACGCUAAUUGCUGGAGGUCCUUUUGUACUUCCUCUUGCACACAAGCAUAAAGUAAAAAUUCUUCCUGCAGAUUCCGAACAUUCAGCUAUAUAUAAAGAGACGCUAAUUGCUGGAGGUCCAUUUGUACUUCCUCUUGCACACAAGCAUAAAGUAAAAAUUCUUCCUGCAGAUUCCGAACAUUCAGCUAUAUUUCAGCUCAUUUGUGUUAAAUCAAAUUUGACCGUUUGUAAUGUUGUCGAUGAUAGGGAUUGGCCUGUUGAUAAAUUGAAAGAAGUGAAAGUAGCAGAUGCUUUGAAGCAUCCUAAUUGGGAUAUGGGGAAAAAGAUAACUGUGGACUCUGCCACCCUCUUCAACAAGGGUUUAGAAGUUAUUGAAGCUCACUAUCUUUUUGGGGCCGAAUAUGAUAACAUUGAGAUUGUCAUUCAUCCCCAGUCGAUCAUACAUUCAAUGGUAGAGACAGUGAUUGUACCUUUUGCUUUGCCCAAUUCAAAUAAUCACGCACCCGUGUCGUCUUUUAGUCAGUUGAUAGAGGAUUUGAUAAGUGGGGUGGAUUUAUCGGAAGUUGAAGCAGAGGCUUCUCUCGAUUUCUUGCUGAAUGGUGCUGAUGAAGCUUUGAUUAGUGCAUUUCUUGUGUUGUUGAGAGCAAAGGGAGAAACUUAUGAAGAAGUGGUUGGACUGGCUAGGGCGAUGAUAAAACAUUGUACCAAAGUGACAGGAUUGAAUGAUGUGGUUGACAUUGUUGGGACGGGUGGUGAUGGUGCAAACACGGUGAACAUAUCAACUGGAGCUUCGAUACUUGCUGCAGCUUGUGGUGCAAAAGUUGCUAAGCAAGGGAAUCGGUCAAGCUCGUCUGCUUGUGGAAGUGCUGACGUACUGGAAGCAUUGGGGGUCGCUAUCGACUUGGACCCAGAGGGGGUAUCGAGGUGUGUGAUUGAAGCCGGGAUUGGUUUCAUGAUGGCUCCGAUAUAUCACCCGGCAAUGAAAAUCGUUAGACCUAUCAGGAAAAAGCUGAAAGUGAAAACCGUCUUCAAUAUCUUGGGCCCUAUGUUAAAUCCUGCAGGAGUUCCUUUCGCUGUAGUUGGGGUAUACGAAGAAAAUCUAGUUCAUAAGAUGGCAAAAGCACUUCAACGGUUUGGCAUGAAGAGAGCAUUAAUUGUUCACUGUGAGGGCCUCGAUGAGAUCAGUCCCCUUGGUCCUGGACUAGUCCUUGAUGUUACCCCAGAUAAGAUAGAAAAGUUCUCAUUUGAUCCAAUGGAUUUCGGGAUCCCUCGCUGUACUCUAAAUGAUCUGAGAGGUGGAGAUCCAGAAUACAACGCAAAUGUAUUAAAGCUUGUGCUAUCAGGAGAAAAGGGGCCCAUAGCUAAUGCAUUGGUGCUAAAUGCGGCAGCAGCACUUUUGGUCAGUGGACGUGUUACCGAUCUGGCUGAAGGAGUGGAUCUGGCUCGUGAAACACAUCUGUCUGGCAAAGCUCUCGAGACCCUUGAUCUGUGGAAAAAUAUCUCCAAUAAAGAGAAAAAAGCUGCAUUAAGGGGUGCCCCAGUCCUGACAUGA